CUCAGUGGGCCCGGGUCGCUCGCCAGGUUAGGGGCUGUUGUUGCUGUCGCUCCUCUUGCGUCUCUCUCGGGGUGCUCGCUGCUCUAGCCACGGACAUGUGAUUAAGUGUUCAGACGAGUCUCAUCUUCUGAAUUUGAGGGUGGAGUGUUUGUGUUGAAAUACUGUUUAUAGUUCGACGCACAGAGUUUCCUAUACCCUUUCACAUAUAAUAUAUAAAACUGUGUUCUAGUUCAUCUGAAAGUGCAAAGGUGAAUGUCACCCUCGUGGCCUAUACCGAAGUCAUUUUGCUAUCUUACGGACAACGACACUGGUUAAGUUACGUAUUUGAAGAAACAGACCACAGGUGGUGAAAUUGCUUGGUGUGAAUUUGCCUUGUUUACUAGAUAAUAAAUGAGAGUGGGCUGAUUCAGCGCAGAAAAUAUCUUUUAUAUAAAAAAAUGGUGUUACAAAAAUAGAUUUAGCAUUACCUGAAUUAGUGAGGUUCUUGUUAUGAGGAAAAAUAUGAUAGGCGAUAAUCCCGAUACUAUUUAGGAAUUAAAACCACCGACUGCAUUCGAGUCUGAAGAAAAUGGACAGUUACCGAGUGAAUUACAGCAGAAAUAGACAUUAGGAGAGAUUUACUAACCACUAGUGUAAAGAAAAUUGCAUGAUAAAUAAAGACGAAACGACAGCCUGAGCACUGAAGCAAACGCAGGUGCAGUGAGGCGGUCGUGUCCGGAGGGAGGGAACGAGCAGUGUGGGGGGGUUGGUGUGUCUACUGUGCAGGAGAAUGGCAUACGGAAAGGAGACGGAUCUCUGAGCGUUUAGGUUUAGUGUUGUGCUGAAGGCAAGUGUCAGUAGUGCCCGAUUUUUUUUUCUAUUUUUGUUUGUUUGCAUUACGUUGUGGUAAAGGGUUAGAAAAUGGAUGAUUGUGUCGCAGAAAAAUCGAAAGAAUGAUAUGGUUCGAUUAAGAAAACCUUGUGGUUGUUGAUUAAAAGUGGAAACCGUUAGAAAUGGCAUCGUUCCUGCAGUACGCCCUUUCGCCGUUCCCGAGGCGACGCUCUCGGAAAAGUGAACGUGACCGGGCUUCCACUGCCUCCCAGGACACCGGCAGUACCUCCAGCACGCCCACGCCGCCCUCGCCCGCCCCGAAGACGCGCUCGGUGGGCAUUCAGACGCCGGUGCUCCAGCGUCGAGCGUUCGGCCCCGAGGACAUCCCGGGGACGCCGACCGCCUUCAGGAGACUCAAGGACAAGACGCGGGGAUGGCAGGCGUCGCCCUUGCUCAGCCGGCGCGCCUCGCAGGCCACCCUUCGCGAGGGGAGCGCCACGCCCACCGCCUCGAGAAAGCUGAUCUCUCCGCCCUCGGAAGCCCUGCACUCACCCACGCCCUCGCGCAGGAACAUCUCGCCGCCCGCCACCUCCUCCUGCGCCUCCCUCAGCAGCCACGAGCCGCCACCGACGCCCUCGUCCUGCACGUCCUACAAUUGCGAAUCCCCCCCGACGCCCUCCUCGACGCGCCGCACCCCCUCUCACUACAGCGUGGACAGCACCAACGCCCACGUCGUCCACGUCGGGGCGGCGGGGCUGGGCCUCGGGGGGCUGAGAGGGUGGGAGAGGGAGGUGGUGCUGAGGGAGGCGUGUGGGAGGAAGACGGUGGUGCGGGAGAGCGUAAGGAUGUCGCAGUGCGUCGUGUGGGAGUGCCUGCCCAUCCCGGGGCCGCUGAGGAAGCGCUCGCACCACAAAGAUGAGAAUGGCGGACCUGACACUCAGUACAGCACGAUAGUUCGCGAUCCCAGGAUUAGUUACAUAGCAGAGGACGUCCGUGGGGUGAGCACCGUGCAGUUGACGAAAAAGGAUGGUCUUACACUCGGACUUAUUGUGGCAGGUGGCGUGGAUAAAGGUCACCGCCCUCGAGUGGCUAACCUGCGCCCAGGAUCCCCUGCCCACCGCUCCGACGCCCUUAGUGUCGGAGAUUACAUCCUGGCGGUGAAUGGCAUCAAAACGCACGCCCUCACCCACGCCCAGAUCGUCUCCCUCCUCAAAAACGCGGGAGAGAAGGUCGAUCUAGAAGUCGAAUAUGAAAUCCCAAAUUCACCGGUGCAAGGGAGCGGGUGCGUGUUGGGCCGAACAGUGGACGUGGUGUUAGAGAAGGAGGAAGGAAGCUUCGGGUUCACGGUUCGAGGCGGUUCGUCCCACGAUGCUACGAAGACCCGCCCGCUCGUCAUCACCCACGUCAGGCCAGGGGGACCCGCUGACAGGGAGGGCACAAUCAAAGCCGGGGACCGCCUGGUGACAGUGGACGGCCGAGACCUCACGCGGUGCUCUCUCACCGAAGCCCAGGAAACACUCCGCCGGAUCGAGCGCUCUGCCACGCUCACCGUCGAGUAUGACGUGUCGGUGAUGGAGAACGUGCGAUCGUCGGGCGGGCCGUUGCUCGUGGAGAUCGAACGUGCCCCGGGGACGUCCUUGGGCAUCACCCUCACGCACGCACACCCAGACCCCAACGCCAUCAUCAUCGAGACGAUUAGGACGGCCAGCAUCGCCGAGAGAUGCGGUGCUCUCUGCGUGAACGACAUAGUGGCAGCCAUCGAUGGAACAAGACUGGAUCAGCUGACUGUUGCUGAAGCUGCGCAGUUACUGAAAACAGCAUCGGGUUCACACAUUACUCUCGAGAUCAUCCCGACUCCGGCCUCUCAGCCCAGAAUGACCUUCAGGAGAGGCGGGGGCGUGGCAUUCCCACACCUAUAUGGCAUCGCAGGAAGCAGCAGCGGCUACAUGAGCGGCGGCGGCAGCGGGGGCUACAUGUCCGGGGGGUCGAGCUAUAAUACGUUGGCUUCGCAGCGACCUAGGUCAGCGGCCGCGCGAAGGGUCAACCGCCGCACCAGACCCAAUGACCGCACGGAAACAGGAUCCGUCUCGUCCCACACCACCGGAGGCAGCGUGGGUGGAGUUGGAGUGUGUCAUCAGGAGUGUCUGACCGUCACCCUCGUAGUUGAAGGACGAGGCUACGGGAUAGUGUUCCGGCCUCCACCUCAUCCUUCAGACCCGGACACUUCGCUGCCAGUCAUCGCAGCCAUAGAUCCUGGUGGACCGGCAGACAAGUGCAGUGUGAUAUGCGUAGGUGACCGUCUGAUGGGCGUGAAUGGGCGUAGCGUAGCUGGUCUCGGAGUGAGCGAAGUGACGCAGAUGGUUGCUAAUUCUCGGCCAACUGUUACCCUUGAUGUCGAGUUUGACGUUGCUGAUUCAGUUGUUCCUUCCUCUGGAACAUUUGCAGUGAAGUUAGCAAAGAGACACAAUGGCCUUGGAAUUACACUGACUGCAGGACGGCGAGGGGGAUCCGGUGAACCCCUUUUGAUCAGCGAAGUCGUGCGUGGCUCCCCUGCCCAUCGGUCGGGCACUAUGCAACCUGGCGACCGUCUCCUUGCCAUUGACUCUACACGAUUAGAGCACCUCACCUUGGAGGAUGCUAGGGCCAUCCUUCAGUGCUGUGAUGAUAUUGUGACUCUACGAGUUCAGAAAGAUGAACUGUAUUCAGAGGAGAGCGGUAGUCUAGUGGUAUACACAGUAGAGCUGGUCCGACACGGGGGCGCCCUUGGGAUAACCAUCUCGGGAAGCGAAGAGCCGUUUGAUCCCAUUUACAUUGCGGGUCUUGCUCCAGGUGGGUUAGCAGACCGAACUGGUGCCAUACAUAUAGGUGAUCGCCUUCUUGCAAUUAAUGGUGCCUCUCUACGAGGGAAGCCUCUCAGUGAAGCUAUAUUGAUGCUCCAGAAUUCUGGUGAUACAGUCACAUUGAAGAUUUCACGGCCUAGGGAUUCAGGUGUUCCAAGUGAAGAGCUGACACGAGAAGACUGGAUGGGACGUUUUGGUCCUGCAAUCCCAUCUGUGGACUCGGCAGUAGAGUCCUGGGACAGUUCUGGCAUGGACCCUCCUCCUCCUGGCUCUACUCCAGCAUUAUCUAAAAGGGAUUCUGGAUCUGAUAUUGUCUUUAGAUCAGAUUGUGGCAGUACAGUCAGACGAAGAGCUGGAGUCGAUGGCCGUGAAGAAGUUAGCAUUAGCAAUGCAGGUGAUGCAGAUGGUGUAGAGGGAUCAACAAGAACAGAGGAAGAAGUCAGAGACGCUUGGCGUUCUCCGUCUCCCCCACCGUCAAUUGAUAGUGGGCAGUCAGAAGAUAAAACGGAUUGGGACAAGAUGAUUGCUGACCUCAACCAGAUAAGUGAGAGUUGCGGUCUUCGAGAUCAUCGUCAGUCUCCGACGAUACUUCUACCCCAUGGACAUACAGGUACAGUAAUCCAACGCAAAAAAGAUGUACGGGCUGGCAGUGAAGCUCCCAUGCCUGAUGUAGGGUCAGCACCCGAACCAUCUCGAACCCAAACUCUGUCAGCUCGCAGACGUCCAGCCUGUCCAGUGACGAGUGCAAGUAGUAAUGGGAGUGAACCAAAAGAAGAAGGAAGCUAUUCCAUUAGCAAUGCUGCUUUAACAUACACAGCAACAUAUUCAAGAACAGCUUCACCACCACCAGGUGGUGGGCAUGUUUACCAAGUGAACCUUAUGAAAGACCGUGUAUAUGAAGACUUUGGAUUUAGUGUGUCUGAUGGUCUAUACGAAAAGGGUGUGUAUAUUAACAGGAUCCGAAAAGGAGGUCCUGCUGAUAGAUCUGGGAUGCUACAGCCCUAUGACAGAAUCUUACAAGUGAAUGACACACGGACCCAUGACUUCGACUGCUGCCUAACAGUUCCCUUGAUGGCUGCUGCAGGAGACCGUCUGGUGCUUGUUGUGUCACGAAACCCGCAUGCCAACCCUACACUUGACUUCUCCUCAGAGAUUCAUUCCCCAACGUGGCAUGAUAUUGAUGAAGGAGAAGAAGAUGAAGCUAUGGGAGAAAAAGACGAGCUUGGGGAUCGAGAGUUAGAGUCAUAUUCAUCACCCACUCCAUCCUUUACUCCCAUACCAACGAUCCUCAAGACUCUGUGAGCUGUCAGUCUCAUGCCUCCAAAAGUGAAUGGUGUACCCCACUCCAUUUUUUGCUGUAUUUAUUUCAUUGAUCCUUUUUGGUUUUUGAAAGUGACUGUGAAUGCAUUGUAAACAUAUGUUUUAUAUGAGAGAGAUAUUACUUUAUUUGGGUAUUUGUUAAGAGAAAGGCAUUUUCUGUGUCUUCAUCUUUAGAUUGUAGUCUUAGGUUUGUAGAUUUUUUGUUUCAUUUGUGUCUACAUGCCUUCUACAAGAGGUAACUUUUCCUAUCAGCUCUGGGGCACAUCUGUGGAUGCCUGGUUGACAGACAUCUGGCUUGGUUCACCCUUUCUAUUCCCCACAAACCACUUACACUCUUCCCCUGACAUGGGAAACACUUCAGUUUAUCAUGCUUUAGUUCAUCAACACUCACAAAUCAUCAGAAUGUCUACAGCUGUUCCCUGGUGUGCCUUGGUGUGUCAACUGCACACCCACAGACAUACCCAAGAAGGGAUAAGUUGCAACAAAUUCAGCAUUUUAGAAAUACUUAAGCAUCACUGUAAAAGAUGUUUACAUUUUGAAAGAGACAGUGCCUUGUUAUAAUGUACAUUUAUAGAUUUCUAUUAUCUAGAAUAAAAUAAAGGAUGUGUAUAU
This is a messenger RNA of Penaeus chinensis, 5582 nucleotides long. It is a transcript of the gene Grip, whose product is annotated as glutamate receptor-interacting protein 2-like. Lineage: Eukaryota; Metazoa; Arthropoda; Malacostraca; Decapoda; Penaeidae. Gene Ontology annotation, biological process: neurotransmitter receptor transport, endosome to postsynaptic membrane. Bases 993 to 4952 code for a protein of 1319 amino acids. The transcript has 22 exons. Gene Ontology annotation, molecular function: protein binding. The record is from RefSeq and is a predicted model, not a curated record.